Aspergillus eucalypticola CBS 122712 is the source of this 1558-nucleotide messenger RNA. RefSeq names its product cytochrome c oxidase assembly protein COX14. NCBI's taxonomy places the organism in Eukaryota, Fungi, Ascomycota, Eurotiomycetes, Eurotiales, Aspergillaceae. Bases 282 to 1097 code for a protein of 271 amino acids. The record is from RefSeq and is a predicted model, not a curated record. The transcript is spliced from 2 exons.
CUUCAGCUGCUCUCCCCUCCCCAGCUCGACAAUCCCAAUAUCGUGCCUAUUGGAUUCGACCCUCCGUCGUCCUCUCCAAUUAACCCCGACUUAUUCCCUGGGCGUGCGCAACCCUUCGUCUCUCCCACCCCCCGCCCACCGCCGAAUGUACCGUUCCGACUGAUUCCAUCCCGGUCACAUCAUACCAUAUCACCACCACCACCACUAUUACUACUACUACUACUACCACCAUCCUCGUGCAUCCUCACCGAAAAAUCCAUCCUCGCCGACUCAAUCCAAAAAUGUCCCGCUCCGCUGCAGACGCGACCCGGUUCACGGCCACCGGGCCCUACGCGCACUCCAAGCCCGGCUCGGCCAGCGCGGCGGCCCCCUACAAGCUCCCUAGCUCGAUGGCGAAGCCCACCUCCCAGCAACAGCAACAGCCGCAGUUAAACUCCAAUGGCAGACCGGAGUCUCCCAAGGAAAAGGUCGAGCGGUUGAGGGCCCAGGCCCGCGCGGCCCGGUUAGCUCAGUCGACGUCGCGGGUGGAUCAGAUGAUUGAGGUAGGACGUCGAUUCGCGAACAAGGCGCAUAAGACGAUGGUGUACACGCUGAUUGCGGCAUCUGGUGUCUGCGGAGCUCUAACAGUCUACUCUGUCAUCUCUCUAACGCUAUACAACCGUCGGCAGCGGGCUCUGUGGGUGGAGAAGGAAAUGCAGAAACUGCAGGAUGCGAAGACGGCGUAUGCUGCCGGUACGGCUAACACGGAGCAAUUGGAGCUGCUGAAGAACGAGAAGAUCGGGGAGAUCUUCCAGCAGAAGAAGGAGGAGGCUAAGGCGCAGCGGCCCUGGAAUCAGGUCAAGAACUUCGUUUUUGGUGGUUUGAAGCAGGAUGAAAAGGCCGCUGCUGAUAGCAGCAGCUCUAUCCCCGAUAGUGUCCUGGAGGGCGGCAACAAGUCCGCAGUGCUGGAGGCUUUGAACGCCAAGGCUGCGGAUGAUGCGGCCAAGUCUGCUGCUCCUGCUGUUCCCAAGGGCCAGCUGGAUGCGUUGGCUGAGAACGCCGAAGAUGCUGCGAAGCAGUCGACGCGGAGCUGGAAGAGCUGGUUUACUGGACGGUAAGGAGUCCAAGGAAAGAAUUCUUUGGUAUAUGGAAAUGGAUGUAUGACAUAUAGGGCGGAGGGAGGUGGUGGGUGUGUGUACGUGAGUGAGGAUGGAAAACAAGGAAUGUCUCAGGGAUGACGCCUAUCACAUUUACUUAUGCUGCUUUUCUGGUUUGCAUGGCAUCUUCUCCCUGUUUUUCCAUAAUCUGGGGUUGCGGCGUCUAUGCGGGUUAUAUUGUAUUUUUGUCUCGUCUUUUUUCUUUCUUUCUAGCUGUAUUCUUAUCUUGCUGUUGUUUGCUUUCCUCAACCUGUGUAUUACUGGGUUAGAGUUCUUGUCUUUACUCUUGUGUACAUAUACAUAUCUACUAUUCUCUACCUCUGGUAUCUCUCUCAUCUCUUGGUUAGAAUAGUGCUUGCUGUCAAUGGCUCAAGGUUAAUUUAAUCAAGAGGGUUUGGUCAAUCGAGCAAAGUUGAAUCUAU